Molecule: messenger RNA, 1050 nt
Organism: Penicillium expansum
Lineage: Eukaryota; Fungi; Ascomycota; Eurotiomycetes; Eurotiales; Aspergillaceae
Product: EF-hand domain-containing protein
Exons: 4
Coding region: 1-1050 (349 amino acids)
Molecular function (GO): calcium ion binding
Source: RefSeq, a predicted model, not a curated record
AUGGCUUACAACAAAUCCUACAACCCCGACGCGCUGCCAGCUCAUGCUGAGCCAGAAGAGGUCGCGCAGAUGCUAGGCAACAUGGCUGUAUCAGGCCAAAGCCACGCCCCGAGCCACGUCCCAGGCCACACCCAGAGCCUCAACCAAAAACCGCUCCCUACUCGCCCACCGCAAACAACUCAUAACAGCGGUGUUCCUCCCCGCGUUCCUGUAUCCAGCGCCCCGCAACAUCCGUACGCCGCAGCGCCCCCACGCCUCGAACCCCACCAAUCCCACUCACACUCUCACUCCUACAGCGGCCGCUCCUCUUCAGCAAACGCGCCUCCGCCGAACCAACCUCUAAGCCACUCUCAGUCGCACAAUCGUCCUCAUCCCCUCCACCCCUCCCCGCCGCCCCAAAACUACGGUUUCGGGCCCCCGCCCGUGCACCCCCAGCGCAACCGACCCCCACCUUCAUCGCGACCUCCCCAAUCGCCAGUCCCACCGCCAUUGACAGCACCCAGCGAUGACCCGCAACAACUCUUCCCUCUCUUCCGCGCCGCGAAUGCAUCCCACUCCGGCGCCCUCACUGAGGGCGAGCUUGGUAGCGCGCUCGUGAACGGCGACUACACGUCCUUCCACCCGCGUACGGUUAGACUGAUGAUUCGGAUGUUCGACCGCGACGGCAGCGGGUCAAUCAACUUCGACGAGUUUGUCUCGCUGUGGCGGUAUUUGGCUGCGUGGCGGGAGCUGUUUGAUCGCUUCGACGAGGAUCGCAGUGGGCGUGUUAGUCAGCCCGAGUUUGAGAAGGCGCUUGUUGCAUUUGGGUACCGUCUUAGUGGGAAGUUUAUUUCUAUUAUCUUUGGUGUCUUUGAGAGCAAGGGCAAGCAGAUGAGCAAUGCGCCUAAGGAUCCCAGGCUUACUGGUAUGAGCUUUGAUCUAUUCGUUCAGGCUUGUAUUAGUCUGAAGCGGAUGACGGAUGUCUUCAAGCGGUAUGAUGAUGAUCGGGAUGGAUAUAUUACUCUGAGCUUUGAAGAGGCUUUGACUGAGAUCCUUCUAUUGCAGGAGUAA